AGAUUGAGAUAAGGCAGAAUUUUAGCACAAUGAGGUUUAGCAUAGUGAUCUUUACUGGUUCUUUUAGCACCACUCACAACAGUUAAUAUGGAGUUAAGUGUGAAAUAUACCUAAAACGUAAUAAUUCCCAGCACUUUGUGAUUACAUAACUAUGUCCAACGUGCUAUGUGGUAGGGCAAGUUCACUGGCACCUGUCAGACAACUUGUUUGUCUUGACAAGGAUAAUCAUCAUUGUUUUCUACACAAUCACCAAGUGAAUCUGCACUAUGGCCAAGAAACCUGACAGACAGGUGUGUAAUCCACAUAAAGUAAUCCACAAACAUACUUUUCUCAUAUCUGAGACUGUAGCCUGUAUGUGAACGACUGCUGUAAAUCUUAUGCUCUCCUUACAAGAGGCUUUUCAGAUGCCAGAAGACAACAAGAGUCGGGAUGGCAUUACGAAAGGCAGUGCAAUGCAUAGUUAUUCUCCUAGUCAUAUGGAACUGUCUGAAGUAUGAGGGACACAGAGAGUUUCUAAAUGGCUUCUUUGAGGAGUUAACGAGUGCAGAACACUCCAGCAUUCAUCUAAGACAAAAAAGAGAAAAAAGAGAAACUUCCUCAAAUUCCACUGAGUAUGAGCUCCAAGCUGUUAUAAGCAUCUCAGACCUGAAGCAUUUCCAGUCAAUACUGAAUACUCUCAGUUUUCCUUUAUCGAUCAACACCACUGGUGAAAUUACAAGCAUUAAUACAACAACAGUGUGUUCACCAAACAUCACUGCAAACAUAACUGGAUACCAGUGCACAUGUGAGGAGAGCUUUGCUUGGUCAUAUAACAAAUGCAUUAACUAUGGGGCCUGUGAUGCCAUCGUUGGUGAUACAUGUGGAUGCAUUAAUGGACUUCCAGCAGAUGGGCAAUACUGCCAGUUAAACACCAGCCAACCAGGGCCAGUGGAGUUUGAUAUAGACUUCAACUUGCUCUUCCCAAUAUCCAGUCUACCCCAAAAUUUCAUUGAUCUGUUCAGAGACUAUGUGGGAAAUUUGUCAUUCCCCCAAACCAUCACUCAGUCUUUAAUAAUAGAAGAUUUGAACUUCACCACAUGGUGCAAUCCAAACUCCACUGAAGGACUGCAGUGUCAGUGUGAGGACCAGUUUGGUUGGUCAUGUGACAAGUGUGUCCUGUACGGUGCAUGCAGUAAUGUCACCUCACAAACCUGUGGGUGCAUAAAAGGGCUUCCUCCUGGUGGAGAGUUCUGUCAACCAAUCUCAAGUAUUUCUCCAUGUCCAACACCACCUCCUGAGUCAGUGGAGUUUAAUAUAGACUUGCUCUUGCCAAUAUCCAGUCUGCCCCCAAACUUCAUUGAUCUGUUCAGAGACUAUGUGGGAAAUGUGUCAUUCCCCCAAAACAUCACUCAGUCUUUAAUAAUAGAAGACUUGAACUUCACCACAUGGUGCUAUCCAAACUCCACUGGAGGACUGCAGUGUCAAUGUGAGGGCCAGUUUGCUUGGUCAUGUGACAAGUGUGUCCUAUACAGUGCAUGCAGUAAUGUCACCUCACAAACCUGUGGGUGCAUAAAAGGGCUUCCUCCUGGUGGAGAGUUCUGUCAACCAAUCUCAAGUAUUUCUCCAUGUCCAACACCACCUCCUGAGCCAGUGGACUUUGAUAUAGUCAUUGAACUACGAAUCCCAGUAUCCAGUGUGCCCCCAAAUUUCAGUGAUGAAUUCAGACACUAUCUGGAAAAUUUCUCUUUCCCACAACUCAUCACUCAGUCUUUAAUAAUAGAGGACUUGAACUUCACCACAUGGUGCUAUCCAAACUCCACUGGAGGAAUGCAGUGUCAGUGUCAGGACCAAUUUGCCUGGUCAUGCGACAAGUGUGAAGUAUACGGUGCAUGCAGUAAUGUCACCUCACAAACCUGUGGAUGCAUAAAAGGGCUUCCUCCUGAUGGAGAAUUUUGUGAACCAAUCGCAAGUAUCGCUCAGUGUCCACCACCACCUUCUGGUCCAGUGGACUUUGAUAUAGUCGUUGACAUCGAAAUUCCAGCAUCCAGUGUGCUCCCAAAUUUCAAUGAUGAAAUAAGACACGCUUUGCGAAAUUUGUCCUUCCCAUAUCUCAUCACUCAGUCUUUAAUAAUAGAGGACCUAAAUUUCACCACAUGGUGCUAUCCAAACUCCACUGGAGGACUGCAGUGUCAAUGUGAGGGCCAGUUUGCUUGGUCAUGUGACAAGUGUGACGAAUACGGAGCAUGCAGUAAUGUCACCUCACAAACCUGUGAUUGCAUAAAAGGACUUCCUGUCAGUGGGGAGUUCUGUCAACCAAUCACAAAUAUUUCUUUAUGUCCAACAACAACAACUCCUGUCACAACACCAUCAACAACAUCACCUACACCAACAUAUGUGCCAGUGGACUUUGAUAUAGACCUUGAACUGCACAUCCCAGCAUCCAGUGUGCCCCAGAAUUUCAGUGUUGUGCUCAGAGACAUUCUGAGAAAUUUCUCCUUCCCCAAAAUCAUCACUGGGUCUUUAACACUGAAAGACUUGAACUUCACCACAUGGUGCUAUCCAAACUCUACUGGAGGACUGCAGUGUCAGUGUGAGGACCAGCUUGCUUGGUCAUGUGACAAGUGUGAAGUUUACGGUGCCUGCGGUGAUGUCAACUACCCAACCUGUGAUUGCAUAAAAGGACUUCCUCCUAACGGAGAGUUCUGUCAACCAAUCACAAAUAUUUCUUUAUGUCCAACAACAACAACUCCUGUCACAACACCAUCAACAACAUCACCUACACCAACAUAUGUGCCAGUGGACUUUGAUAUAGACCUUGAACUGCACAUCCCAGCAUCCAGUGUGCCCCAGAAUUUCAGUGUUGUGCUCAGAGACAUUCUGAGAAAUUUCUCCUUCCCCAAAAUCAUCACUGGGUCUUUAACACUGAAAGACUUGAACUUCACCACAUGGUGCUAUCCAAACUCUACUGGAGGACUGCAGUGUCAGUGUGAGGACCAGCUUGCUUGGUCAUGUGACAAGUGUGAAGUUUACGGUGCCUGCGGUGAUGUCAACUACCCAACCUGUGAUUGCAUAAAAGGACUUCCUCCUAACGGAGAGUUCUGUCAACCAAUCACAAAUAUUUCUUUAUGUCCAACAACAACAACUCCUGUCACAACACCAUCAACAACAUCAACUACAUCAACAUAUGUCACAACUCCAUCAACAACAUCACCUACCACAACAUAUGUCACAACACCAUCAACAACUUCACCUACACCAACAUAUGCACCAGUGGCUUUCUAUAUAGCAGUUGAAUUGCACAUCUCAGCAGCCAGUGUGCCCUCAAAUAUCAGUGUUGUUCUCAGAGACAUUCUGAAAUAUGUCGCCCCCCCUCAAAUAGACUCCUUAACAGUAGAAGACUUGAACUUCACUACAUGGUGCUCUCCAAUCUCUACGGGAGUGCAGUGUCAAUGUGAGGACCAGUUUGCCUGGUCAUGUGACAAGUGUGACGAAUACGGAGCAUGCAGUAAUGCCACCUCAGAAACCUGUGGGUGCAUAAAAGGGCUUCCUCCUGGUGGAGAACUCUGUCAACCAAUCUCAACUUUCAAUCCAUGUCGACCACCAACUAGAACAACGACAAUGACAACGACAACACCAACAAUGCCAAAUACAACAACACCAAUGCCUGUUACACCAACAACAACAACAACCACAACAAUCACAACACCAACCACAACCACAACAUUGACAACAACACUGAUAAUACAGAUACUUGAAAUUACUAUGGAUGUUGAAUUCAAGGAAGAAUACAAUCAAGAAACCAAUGAGUUUCACAAAACUGUUAGCAAAACUAUCACAGAUGAAGCAGCGAGCCAAGGAAUAAAAGCAAAUUUAAUUCAAUUCCGGAGUGGAAGUACCAUUGCCCAGUAUAAUGUCAGUGCUCCCUCUUCUAUUACACCAGACUUUCGGGCACUAAAUGUUAAAAUAUUUAACAAGCUGGCAGAAUCAUACCCUAUGAUAUUUGAUGCCUCGGGUACCCUAAUGUUUUCACCAACUGAUGGAUUUUAUGAGCAAACGGUGACUGUGACAUGUGGCCCUCCACCACUGGAUCUCAAUUUUGGCACUGUCUCAGCAGCAGAAUGGAGACUUAAUACAGUGCUCAUAGCUGAAGAUGGAGGACACACAAUUUCAGUUAAGGAUGGAAUAUCAACCUUAACUGUGUCAAGGUUUAUUAGCUCUGACGAUGGAGAAUAUGAAUGUAGGCUCAUGCGCAAAAAGGACAAAACAUUUUUCCGACAGAAAUCUGCAACCUUCAGUCUGAAAACGAAACCCACAAUCACCGUCUCACCAGUCAGAGAGUAUGUGCAAUGUCAGGGAGGAAUUGUGCCUCUGAAGUGCAGUGUGAGUGGUGGGUACCAGGUUGAGUUUCAAGAGUAUUCUGAAGCAGGCACUGGUAAUUCGAUUACCUAUAAUUAUAUAACACCUCAAGGUUGUCAAAAGCAGGACAAGCCAUUCACCUGUCAGUCUAAAACCCAACCUGUAUUUACAAAAACAAUAACACUGCAGUUAUCCCCAGAGGAAGCUCACUGUGUUGAUGAAAAGUUUGGUAAAGGAAAUGAAGGUUUCAAAGCUGCAGUGCCUUGUGAGCCAAACCAGGUAGGAGAAAUAACUGCAGUGUGUAAGGAAAACCGGCAAUUUGGAGAUAUUGAAGAAAACUGCAUCCUACUACCUGUUCAAAAGCUGCUUGACGAGUCUGAGUUCUUGACUGCCAGUACAUUGCCAGUAUUUUUGGAACAGCUCAGCAACAUCACUGUCAAUUUUACUGGUGAAGUGAUUAAAUCUCCUCCCAACGUUAAGGCUAUUGUGAGAAUACUCACCAAUGUAGCCAACAAAUCUUCAUCAUUAGAUAUUUCAAUUAGCAAUGAUUCAAUGGAGAAUGUCCUCAUUACGGCAGGGGUUCUCACCAUCAAUGGAACAACAUGGAACAUUCUGAACAACAAUGACACCAAAAACAUCUCAAACAGCACUGAUGCUGAAAGUGUCAGCUCAUCAUUUUUGGACUCUCUUGAAAACAUAACAUCUCAUCUUGACAAUACAACUUUUGACAUUAAGACAGCAUAUAUUCUGUUAAACAGAACUAGAUUCACAGACACUUUCAGUGCUGAACUGAAUUCUUCAGUGGCAAUUGAAAUACCAGAGGCUGAUGGAGAAAUAAAAACAAUCACUACGAUACUAUUUGAAUCGUUGGAUAAUGUACUCCCUGCAAGAGAUGAGGUCAAUUCAUCGUUCAACUCUAUAAACGGCAGGAUUGUACUUGUUCAGUCCACUGGUGACAUCAAUAAUAUUUCUUUCACAUUUGAUAUUUUAAAUGAUACACUGGGAAACCCUGAAUGUGUCUUCUGGAACUUCAGCCUCUUUAAUGGUCUCGGAGGAUGGGACAAUGAGGGAUGUGAGGUAGUUUUAAACAUAAAUGAAACUGGAACUGUCAUCUGCAACUGCAACCACCUGACCUCAUUCUCCAUCCUCAUGUCACCGAAUAGCCCAAAGAAACUCUAUUUGGACAUUAUAACCUACAUUGGAGUUGGCAUUUCCAUGGGUUCCUUGGUCAUAUGUCUCAUUAUUGAAGGCCUCAUAUGGAGAAAAAUAAGAAAGAAUGAAACCUCUUACUUGCGUCAUGUUUCCAUAGUCAACAUCGCUGUCUCUCUUCUGAUUGCAAACAUUUGGUUUAUAAUUGGAGCGGCCAUUUCAGAUGCAGAAGUUAAAAACCCCCCAGCAUGCACUGCAGCUACUUUUUUUAUCCAUUUUUUCUACCUAGCAUUGUUCUUCUGGAUGUUGGCCUCGGCUAUGUUGCUGCUCUACCGGACAACUAAUGUCUUUGGUGGGGGUUUGACUAAAGUAUCUAUGCUAGCCAUUGGAUUCUCUCUAGGCUACGGAGCUCCUCUCAUUAUUGCAACAGUAACUAUAGCUGCAACUGCACCUGACAACAAAUACAUCCGAGACAAUGCAGUCUGCUGGCUCAACUGGGAUGAGUCCAAAGCUCUACUGGCAUUUGUGAUUCCUGCACUUUCAAUAGUGGUGAUAAACCUCAUUAUCUUGGUUGUGGUUUUGUACAAAAUUAUAAGGAGAAGAGUUGGAACAACUGCUGCACAAGCAGAUGAAAGGCACGUUUUACUGGUUAUUGUCAAGAGCUUGGCUGUGCUCACACCAUUUUUUGGCAUAACUUGGGGUUUGGGAGCUGGGAUUCUGGCUGAUCCAACAAAUGAAGGAAUCCAUAUUGCAUUCGCAUUCUUCAAUUCGUUACAGGGCUUCUUUAUUUUGGUGUUUGGAACACUGCUGGACAGUAAGGUGCGGUCAGCAAUAGCAUCAUAUGCACAACCCUCCAGAAGUAGGACAGGGAGCACAAGUGCUGGAAACUCAUCAUCAAGUGGACUUCAAUUUUUAAGGAACUGGAGACGUGGAAGAGAUGGCUACAACAUGACAUCCAGUGCAUCCAGUGAUUUGCAUUCAGCUAGCAACACAUGAUGUACGCAGAAAGCUGUGGUCAUUGAAAUAACCAACAAGAAGUCAGGCUUUUUUUUCUCUCCUUUUUUUCCAUAGUAGCAAUAAGUUAAUCUGUUAUUGUUUUGUUUAUAGCUUAUAUAAUAUUUAAUCCAAAAAGAAUCAGGCUUGGUUUUAAGGAAACCAAAUAAGGGAAAAUAUGUAAUCACCAAAAUAUUUUUGAAUGGCAUAAUAAAUGUUGGAAUUGUAGUGAUAACUUCUAAAACAUUUAUGUCAUCUUUGAUUUUGAUUCGAAUUUAUGAUUAUCAACACAGCAUAGAGUACAGAUUUGUAGUUAUACUAAUAGAUUUUUAUCAAUCUAUGUUUCAACAGUUUUAGAAGAAAAGAAUUGAGUGUACUUAUUCUAAAGAGAUGUCCGAUGUAAACAUAAUCAAAACAUUGCACUUGCAAUAUACACCAAUCAGUGUAUCAAUGAGACCUGGUCGCCUGUGACCCAGUGACUGGUUCACCACUGCCCACUUUGACCAUGACAGACCAAAAACACCCCACAAGAGCUGCAGUUUUGGAGAUGCUCUAAUCCAGUCAUCUAGCCAUCACAAUCUGGCCCUUGUUAAACAUGUUUCCUGCUUCUAACACAUCAACUUUGGGGAAAAAAUGUUCCCUUAAUUCGUAAUAUAUCCCACCCACUAACAGGUGCCAUGAUGAAGAGAUAAUUAAUAUUAUUUACUUGACCUGUUUGUGUUCAUAAUGUUAUGUCUGAUCGGUGUUUAUCUGUGGAUGUGUGCUUGCAUGCAUUCACACAGGUUGCAAAAAAAUAUACUGAGAUUCCACUUUUACUCAAAAUGUUUACCAUUUUCUACAUGUAUUCAUCAUAAGCUAAUUUUAAAUACCAAACUACCUUUGUUAAAGAAAGUUUUGGUGUUGCUCAUUUUAUAAGCUUGGAUAUCAGGAAAUCUAUUAUCUCACAAUCUUGCAGUUUCAUUCUGUGUCAGUACGUAUUAUGGCACACAAUCCGAAAAAUAUCCUCAUGAAAAUUCUUAAUUAAGCUGUAAUAAUUUCAUUCAUUCUUAAUUCAAUAAUUUCUGGUAAUUUUUUUAUUCUGUAUAUUUUGUGAAGUAGUCCUGUGUUAUAAAGACGAAGCAGAUGUCAGGGCACUGUUGCACCUUAGCUAGAUCUGAUUUCUUAAUGCUGACAUUUUUCAUAAUCAUGUUAAUUUUACCCAUAUUUUUUUCUUUGCAGAACAGAUUACUGUUAUACUAAUUAGCACCUUCAUAGUCUUUACUAGCUACUCAAAGAUAAAAUAAAUAUGCUUUCUGUGCGUCUUUUGUA
Messenger RNA from Oreochromis niloticus (Nile tilapia), 7785 nucleotides. RefSeq names its product adhesion G protein-coupled receptor F5. Gene Ontology annotation, molecular function: G protein-coupled receptor activity. Gene Ontology annotation, biological process: adenylate cyclase-activating G protein-coupled receptor signaling pathway; cell surface receptor signaling pathway. Bases 430 to 6480 code for a protein of 2016 amino acids. The transcript is spliced from 43 exons. Lineage: Eukaryota; Metazoa; Chordata; Actinopteri; Cichliformes; Cichlidae. Gene Ontology annotation, cellular component: membrane. The record is from RefSeq and is a predicted model, not a curated record.